GCGCUUUUGUUUUGUGUGACUAUGGGCUGUGCGCUAUCGGGGCCCGGGGUGAACCCCGGGAGCAGAACCGCCCCAGAGGCGAACGAAUCCGGAUCAGACACUGUCACUGGGACCGGGUACCGGUUGAAAUCGGCGCCCCUCCCGCUUUCUGAAGCGCAGAAAGAUUUAAUUCGGGAAUCUUGGAAAAUCCUUCACGAGGACAUUGCGAGAGUGGGGAUUAUCAUGUUUAUCAGGCUGUUUGAGACCCACCCCGAGUGUAAGGAUGUCUUCUUCAUGUUUCGAGAGAUCGACGAUCUUCAGGAGCUGAAGAUGAGCAAGGAACUGCAGGCACACGGUCUCAGGGUGAUGUCCUUCAUUGAGAAAAGUGUAGCCCGACUGUCUCAGGAAGAUAAACUGGAGCAGAUCGCGUUUGAGCUGGGCAGGAGCCACUGUCGCUACAGCGCACCUCCCAAAUACUAUGAGUAUGUUGGGGUGCAGUUUAUCAGUGCGGUGAAACCGAUUGUAAAAGAGAACUGGACUCAAGCAGUGGAGGAGUCCUGGCAGAGCCUGUUUUUGUAUCUCACGGAGGUGAUGAAAAGGGGCUACCAUGAAGAGGAGAGGAAGAACGGGGUCAACAAAACGAGCUACGGGACCCAAGCGCCGUCCAUGUGGGCGGAGGUUACUGGCGCCGUGCAUAAUAAAGUCUGAGCGCCCCUUCCUGCAGAGAAGGGGGCCGGGGAGUGGGGGGGUAUUC
Messenger RNA from Polyodon spathula (Mississippi paddlefish), 733 nucleotides. Its product is annotated as neuroglobin-1-like. The transcript has 5 exons. Bases 22 to 687 code for a protein of 221 amino acids. The record is from RefSeq and is a predicted model, not a curated record. NCBI's taxonomy places the organism in Eukaryota, Metazoa, Chordata, Actinopteri, Acipenseriformes, Polyodontidae. Gene Ontology annotation, molecular function: heme binding; oxygen binding.